Molecule: messenger RNA, 7587 nt
Organism: Plasmodium falciparum 3D7
Lineage: Eukaryota; Apicomplexa; Aconoidasida; Haemosporida; Plasmodiidae
Product: putative zinc finger protein
Source: RefSeq, a predicted model, not a curated record
AUGAAGAAAAAGAAAGUUAUCAAAUUAAAAGAGAGCUAUGCUCCUAAAAGCAGUUACUUUACGAAAGACGCCUUACUUACCAACAUUUUUCAACAAAGCAGUGAGAAUUUCGUUUUAGAUGUCGAAUGUAAAAAUUCUCAGCUCAUAGUAAAUUGUAUUAACAAAUUACAUAAGAAAAAUCUUCAAACAAAACUAAAAGCAAUAAAUGAAUUAAUGUCAUAUUUAAGUAAAUAUGACGAAGCAACAGUAGGCCAUUUUUUUCCAUCCUUUUUAAGUGUUUACAAAAAAUUAAUAUAUCAUCCAAAUUAUAAUUUGAGAGAAAGUUUGAAUAUGAGCUUGAAAAUUUUCAUAGAGAAAAUAAAGACCAAGAUAAAAAAACACAUAAAUGUAUUUUUACCUCCUUUGUUUUUAUCUUUUUUCGAUUAUAGUAAAAAUGUUAAGCAAGUUUCGAACGAUAUCCUUUCGCUACUGUUUCCUUUGAAAGAAGACUUAGACAGAGGAGAAGAAAAAUCAAGCGAAGAGGAAAAAAAAGAAAAAGGAAAUGCUGGCAAGAUAAAACUAUACAAUGAUAAUAAAUUAUAUUUGAAUGUAAAAAAAUUGAAUAUAAACAUAACAAAUUUUUAUAAUUGUUUAAUAUAUAUAAAAAAUGAUUUAGAUGAAGAAGCUUUGGGUUAUAUAAAAAACCGAGAAAAUUCUGAUGAUUAUCAUAAAAGUGUAUAUUUAUUUAAUGUAUUAUGUUUUUAUCCUUCUUUAUUAUAUAUGAUAAUAAAGUUUUGUAAGAUGAAUAUAUUAGAAGAAUGUAAAAAUGAUUUGAAUAAUAUGGAAGAUAAGCUUAUUAAUAAUAAUAUGAAUGGUUCUAUAGAAUAUAAUCAUUAUUAUAAUAAUAAUGAUAAAUGGAAUUUGAAGAAUGAUAUAUAUCUCUCCAAAGUAAGAGAUAUUUUUAAAAUACAAUAUAAUAAUUUUUCAAACACCUAUAAUUCUUUUUUCCUAAAUAUAAAUAUUAUUUAUAAAGAAAAUAAAGAUGAUGUAAGGUUACAAAAAAUGUUAUAUUUAUGUGUUUAUAAUAUUAUAUAUUUAUUAAAAAAAAUAAAAAUAAAUUUUAUGACUUUAAAUAAUGAGAAUGUUAACGAAUCCUUAUGUAAUUAUAUUUGUUCAAUUAUAAAUAAUAAAGAAGAAUAUAUAUAUAAGACUAUUAAUCAUUUAUUAUUACUUUUAUUUUUUAUGGAUAAUAGGAAAAUAAUAAAAGAAAAUUUUUUAAAGAGUUAUUUGUCUUUAGUAAAACAAAACAAAAUAUAUUCAAAUGAUGUUUUUAAUUAUAAUAUAUGUUUGUUCCUAUUUUUAUUCAAAAAAGAGGAUAUAGAAGAAUAUUUUUUUUUCUUUUUUUUCCUUUUUUAUUUUUUAUUAUUAAAUAAUAAUAAAUCAUGUAUUGUUAUUUAUUAUGAUAUUUUAUUACAUUUAUAUGAUUAUUUUUCAUUUAUAAGUAUACAGCAAAUACAAAAAAAUGAGAAGGAAGGAACUAACACGAUAAUUAGUAAUAAUGAUGGAAAUCAAGAAUCAAUAAUGGUACAUGAUAUAAAAGAGACACAAACCAAUGUCGACGAUAUAAAUAUUAAAAACAUGGAGGGAACAAAUAUAAAUCUGUUGGAUAGUAUAAAAGAAAAGGAUAACAUAAAUAAUAAAUUGUAUGUGGAUGAAAAAUAUUGUUCCUACGUUUUAUGUCUACAUAUAUUAUUAUUACCCUUAGAAAUGAUAUUAAUACAAAAGAAGUUAUUAGAUUGUAAUUAUUCUUAUAAAAAUAAAGAUCUUUAUGAAAAUUUGAUAAAUAGAUAUUAUUGUAAUAAGAAAAAAAUAAAUCCUAAAAAGGAUGUAAAGGAAAAAGACAAAUUUGAUGAUUUAAGAAAAAAAAUAAAGGAUACAAACAUCGAUGAAAAACAUUUCUUGUUAACAUUUAUAAAUUUUAUAAAUUCAUCAAAAAAUAAAAAUGAUAUAAUAUUUAGUUCUCUUGAUUUAAUAAGUGUAUAUGUAAAUAAUAUGUAUGAUGAAUUAAAUAAAAGAAAUCAAAAUGACAUUCUAAAAAAUCAUAUAUGUAAUGAUGAUAAGAAUGAUAAAAUAUUAAAAGAUGAAAAUAAUAAAAAUAAUUAUAAUGAGUCAUAUAACAUUACUAAUAAGAAGAAUAGGAGUCAAUCUGAAUAUGUAGAAUAUUAUGAAGUAUUACAUUUUUUAUUUCAAUUAUUUUCAGAAAUUAAAAAUGUUCUCUUUAGUACAGAUUUAUCUUGUCAUGAAAACGUUAUAAUAAUAACAAGAAAUAAAUAUAUAUCCACAUUAAAAAUUAUUUUUAUAAAUACAUUUAUGUUAAUAAAAAAUAAUCACUAUAAAUUAAUAAACAUAGUUAAAAAUAAUAUGUUAUUAUUCAAAUUUUUUUUUUCCCACACGAAAGAGGAACCACCAUCACCAUCAUCAUUAAUAUUAUCACCGUUAUCAUCGUCCUUUUCUUUGAUUAUAAUAUUUGAUAUUAUUAACAAAAUAUUGAGUGAUAAUAAUAUAAAUAAAGAUAUAUAUUUUGAUUCUCUGAAUGUUGGAUUAAAUGUACUUUAUAUGUUUUUUGUUAUGUAUAAUCAGUCAACAUAUUAUGUUGAGCUAGCCAAAAUGUUUUUUUCGAUUGUCCUUUGUGAACCCGUAGACGAAGACAAAGCUGAAGAGAAAUUCAAAGUCUGCAUAGAUGUACUUCAAUUUAUGAGGAGAGAAAAUAUAAAGUUCCUAGAUCUGUCAUAUGAGAUUUUAAGAAUUUAUUAUCAUUAUAUAAUGAAUAAAUGUAAGGAUGAAGAUUUAUUAAAAACGUUUUACGAAUUAAUAUAUGAAGAUGAGAAAACAAAUAGAAAUAAAUUUUUAUUUGACAGACAAUUUUAUAUUGAUUUAUUUUAUGUUCAUAAAGAAAAAAUGUAUUUAACUCAAUCGUUGCCUGACAUAACAUUUUGUAGUUUCUUUUGUAAAUUAGUUUUAGAAAAUUUGAUAACAUAUGAUUGUAGGGAUGAUACUACAAAUAAGAACAACUUGUAUGUAUACUUUUUACUUUUAACAUUGUUAAGAGUAGAUUUUAAUUAUGACGAAAAGUUGGUUCAAUUAUUUAUGACGCUGGACAAAAAAAUAUUAUUAAGAUAUAUGGAGGUGUUACGUUCAAUAUAUAAAAAUUGUAGGGAUGAUGAGAGUGCAACGUAUGGUAAUGGAAGAAUAGAAAAAAAUAUAUUACAUAGUAUUAUGGACGAUCCUUAUGAUGAUAAUACUUAUGAUGAUAAUACUUGUGAUGAUAAUACUUAUGAUGAUAAUACAUAUGAUGAUAAUACAUAUGAUGAUAAUACAUAUGAUGAUAAUACAUAUGAUGAUAAUACAUAUGAUGAUAAUACAUAUGAUAAUAAUACAUAUGAUAAUAAUUAUUGUGAUGAUAAUGGACGACGAACUAAAGAAGAAGGAGGUUAUUUAUUUUUACUUGAAAUAUAUAAAUCAUACAUUUAUUGUGGCAUAAAUUAUGAAAUGGAUAAUAUGGAAAAGAAGAAUUUAAAGAGAGAAGACAAUAUAAAUAAUAUUAAAAAUGAUUGUGAUAAUGUUGAAGAAGAGGAAAACGAUUUUUGUGUAGCAUCUAAUAAUAAGGAUGAGAACAUCAACAAUAUGAAUAAUAUAUUAAAUAAGAAAGAGGAAAAAAAAAUAGAACAAUAUGUUUUUAUAAAAAGAAAAAAUAUCUUAAGUUCAAGUUUUAUUAACAGAUUAUUAUUUUUAUAUAAAUUAUAUUAUGAUAUAUAUAAGGGACUAGAUUUUACACAUGUUAUACAUUGUACAUAUUAUUUUUGUUUAGAUGUGGUUGAACCUAAUGAUAUUAAAAUAACAGAAGAAUUAUGGUCACCUUCAGAAAAUUAUAUAAAAUUAGAAGAUUCGUUUUUUGAUUAUAUAUAUGCAAAUAUGAAAUCUAAAAAAUUAUAUAAAUUUCUUAAAAAUGUAUAUAUAAAAGAAAAAGAUAUAAACCAAAUGGAUAAUUAUAAAAAAUAUGAUAAUUUAAAUUUAUAUUUUAUUAUUUAUAAAUAUAUGAAAAAGAACAGAAUGUUAACUUGUGUACGAAAAAAACUUAUAUCCGAUAUAAUGAAGAGAACAAAUAAAAAUAAUAUUACUUUUGUUAAUAUUAUAUAUGUUAUGAAAAAUAUACAAGAUAAUAAAAUUUUUAAAAUAUGUAAGGCUCUAUUAAAAUACAUGUAUGAUAAGAAUUAUAUAUUUUUAGAUGAGAUAUUAUAUUAUUUAAAAGAUAUAAAAGUGAAAAAUAAUGUAUAUUUCAAAUUGAAGAUUUUUUUAUAUAAAGAGUUUAUAAUAAAAAAGGUACUUAUGUUAAAAAAUGUGCAGUGUGUAGAAAAAAAAAAUUUUAUGAAAAAUGAAGAUAUAGAAAUGAAUACAAAUGAAAUAUACAACAUGGACAAUGAAGAUAAUGAAGAUAAUGAAGAUAAUGAAGAUAAUGAAGAUAAUGAAGAUAAUGAAGAUAAUGAAGAUAAUGAAGAUAAUGAAGAUAAUGAAGAUAAUGAAGAUAAUGAAGAUAAUAAAGAUAAUAAAGAUAAUGAAGAUAAUGAAGAUAAUGAAGAUAAUGAAGAUAAUAAAGAUAAUGAAGAUAAUGAUGAUGAAAAGAUAAACGAAACACCCAAUUUAAUGUUAUAUAAUAAUAAUAAUUCUUGUCCUUAUAUAAAAAUAUUAGAAAUGAUUAAAAAGUACGUUCCCGAUUAUUUACAUUUUUAUAUUGAUAAUAAUUUUAAAUUAAAUGUAAAAAAUGAAAUACAAUAUUUAAAUUUAUUUCAUCAUUUAAUAUAUAUAAGUAAAUAUACAUCUUUUAAUUUAUAUAUUUAUAAAAGUGUACAAAAAGCUUUAUAUGAAUCUUUACAAAUUAUAUCUUUAUCAAAUUAUGAUAUCAUAUUUUAUUCUCUAGAAUUUGUUUUACGUAGUCCUAAUUAUUUUUCCUUUUUUAUUGAAAAUAAUAUGGUUACGGUAAAUAAAGAAAAUAUCUUUUUAAAUUAUUCUUUUUAUUUAAAGACAUAUUAUAAAAAGAUAUAUGAUAAAUAUAUUAGUGUAUAUAAAAAUAAAAGAAUCGUAUUAAAUAAUAUUCUAUCUAAUACGUAUAACGUACAAAAGAAUUGUAUCGAACAUAAUAAUAAUAAAGAGAAUAUAAUUAAAAUAUCACAGAAAAAUCAAAAAAGAAAUAAAAUAAAAAAUAAACAAUUAUAUGAAUAUAAUAAAGGAGUUCACUUCUUAAGAUUUAUGUAUGAAUUAUUAGAACAACAUAGGGAAGUCAUAUUAUUCCGUAAUCUUGUUGAAAGUAAAACGUUUAUACAGACAUUAAUAAAAAUUAUAUAUUUCAUAUUAUCUAUAUAUAGCUGUAGAAAAAAUAACAAUAUGAUAAAUGAAAGGUAUAAAGAUAUAUGUAUAAAAAUAUUAGGACAUAUGUUGAAGCAUGAGGAAAAAUAUAAAAACCAAGAUAAUAUCAACAUAAAUGGUACUAAAAAAAUAAACCGUAGUAACAAUAAUUAUAAUAAUAGUAGUAGCUGUUGUUUUCCCAUUAUUGUUGAUCAAGAUAAUAAUUCACAGACACAUUUGCAUGCCAUAUACAAAAUAUAUCUUCUAUCUUUAAAAUUUUGUGUCACAGAAUAUUUUGAAUAUUUUGAAGGUAUGAACAUUUUUUUUAACAAUGUCAAGAACAUACAUUUUGAUAGUAUAAAAAAACAUGAAGAAAAAAAAAUUCUUGAUAUAUAUAUAAAUACCUAUUAUUUAUAUAUCUUAUUUUCUAAUAUGGAAAAGUUUAAAGAAAAUAAAAUAUUUAUAGACAAAACCUUUUCGUUGCUCUUUUUAAAUUGCUUAUUUAUAAAACGGUUGCAUGAUUUAAAAAAUGAAGGUAAUCCUAUUUUUCAAGAAAUAAAUAAAUAUUUAUGUAUAAAUAAUGACACCCACAAUGAAUUCUUAUAUUUUAUUAUUGAGGAGAAUAUGAAGAGGGGUGAAAAGAAUGUGGAACAAAAAAACAACACCAUGGAUAAUAAUAAUAAUGAUGAAAAUAAUGGUCAUAGUGGUGAUGAAAAAAGUGGUCAUCAUAAUGAUGAUCAAAAGAGUGGUCAUCAUAAUGAUGAUCAAAAGAGUGUCCAUAGUGAUGAUCAAAAGAGUGUCCAUAGUGAUGAUCAAAAGAGUGUCCAUAGUGAUGAUCAAAAGAGUGUCCAUAGUGAUGAUGAAAUAAUUGGUGAUAAUAAUUUCCUUGAAGAUAACCAAUCUAAUAUAAAUGAAGAGAAUAAUAAAAUCUUCAAGAUUGAGGGCAAGGAAAAUGAUUAUACAUAUGAUAAGUUAAAUAACAUAUACGUUGAAGAGGUUGAACAUAUGAGUGAUAGUAGUUUAAAUUUAACGGAUGAUGAUAUUGUAAGUAACUUUUUAUGUUUUGAGAAAAUAAAGAAAAAAAAAAUGAAUGAUUUAAAAAAGAAAAAGAAAUCAAACGAAAAUGGAAGGUAUCAAGUUAAUAAUACAUGUUUAGAUAAGAAUAUAAAACAUGAAAAUAAUUCAAAUAAUAUAUACAAUAUUGAUAAUGAUAAUAUUAAGAACAGAUAUGACAAUAAGACAUGUACUAAUAAUAUAAAAACCAAGAAAAAUAAAUCUUUAUACUUUUUAAAAAAAAGUUUAAAAAAUCCAUUUUUAUUAAUAGAUAUAAAUAAGAACAUUUUAGAUUUAUAUACUUUUCUUUUAGAAAUGAAUUAUUUAAAAAUACUUUUAUCUAUGUUAAACAUAUGUUUAUCAUCUGAAUAUUUUAUAUAUGAUUCGGAUACAUAUCAACAAUUUUUAUUAUUUAUAGAAAGUAAUAAUUUUAAUAUAUUUCAUUUUUUUAAAGAUAUAAAAGAAAUAGAUUGUUGUUUAAUUCAAAAAAAUGAUUCUUUAAAGAAUGCGAAAAAAACAAAAGUAUAUAUAUUUUUCUUUUCCUUAUAUUUAACAUUAUUACUUAUAACAACAUAUCCAAAUGAAUCUAUAAUAAUAAUAAAUCAAAAUAAAUUAUAUAAUAUAAUUACAUUUAAUCAAAUCAUCUUUUCGAAUUUAAUAAUAAAUUAUCAACUGAAUCAACUAAAAAUUAUAUCAACUCAAUAUGUUAACACAACAUAUUCGUAUGAUCCUUUAUCCAAAAUAUUGUCUUUUAAAUAUAAAAUAAAGGAAGAUGAAAAUGAACAAUUUGAAGACAUGACGGCAAAACUAACUUUGACUUUUCUUCCGAAUUAUCCAUUUUCUCAUUUUAUUAUAAGUGAUAAGAUAGAAUCGUUAGAUAAGAAGGCGUAUAUUCACAAUUCUAUUAAAAGUAUGUACAAAUAUGCAAGAAAUGGAGAUAUAAAUGAAAUAUUUAUAAAAUUUGAUAACAUCAUGAAUAAUUAUUUUGAAAAUAAGGCACAGUGUAAUAUUUGUUUCAUGCUCUUAUAUGAUAAAAAGACAUGUGACAAAAAUUGUUUGAAAUGUAAAGCAUCUUACCACAGCCACUGCCUUCAUAAGUGGUUUUUAACGUCACAUAAUACCAAAUGUCCAUCAUGUCAAAUGCAAUUUUGUUGA